Molecule: messenger RNA, 801 nt
Organism: Cyclocybe aegerita
Lineage: Eukaryota; Fungi; Basidiomycota; Agaricomycetes; Agaricales; Hemipholiotaceae
Source: the annotation of a GenBank genome assembly
AUGUCGAGCACACGCAGCACUCGACCAAAUAUCGACCAUUUCUAUAAAUCAGAACGCAUCGAGCUCGAGGAAUCUACCGUCGAGGCUCAUGAUCAGGUCACCCCAUGGCCAUCUAUUGCAGGCAACGGUUCCAUCAGUUUUGGAGAAGAAGCGAAGGGGUCAUCUGCAUUUGGAAGUGGCUUCGGCAGUGAGUCAUCGUCGAGUUGGCGGGCGCUUGAUGCUAUUGAGAGAGGCGCUGAUGAGCCGCAUCUCGCAGAUCCUGUCCACCAUGGUCCAAAUUAUUAUACACCGGGCCCACAAUAUCCGAGUCCUUCUGGCGCUCCGUAUAUGAGCGGCCCCACUUCGCCCUUCCCACAAUUCGGGCAUAUGCCUCACCCGGGUCAUAAUCCUUAUGGAAGCCCUAACGGAUAUAUGAACGGCGGAUGGCCAGGUCAAAGCCCGUACCCUCCUCCUCCAACCUGGGGAGGGCCUCAUCCAAGUCGCGCUCCUGCCCAAAUGCCAAGAGGGAACAACCAAACCUCGCCAACCCCGAGUCGCAGAGGCCCGAGCGCUUCUAACCAGACACUAGGCGUUCCGAGGCGCGACUGGGACAACGAUUCUAUCCAAGAGACAGCGAGCAACGCUUCGAGUGAUGAUGAGCGUGAGGAAAAUACGGGGAUGGAAAACAGACCAGACCAGCCGCUGACCAAUGCGUCGUCGACAACGAGCACAACUGCCACUCUGGAUAUUCGAGGACAAUCGUCCUCCACAGGGACCUCGUCAUUUUCUAUGUCCGUUGGAAGGACGACAAAGCGCAGGUAA